GGUAACAUGCUUUUGGUGGUAGCCAAAAACAAGCUUUUGCUUUUUGAUAUCAGCACCUGUGGUUUGUUAACUCAAGUCAUUGUCAGCCAUCACAGCACAAUCCAAUACUGUGACUUCUGUCCUGGGGAUGAGUUAGUAGCAGUUGCUUUGUCUCACUGCUCUGUUGAGCUAUGGAAUAUUAAGUCUUUAUCAAAAGUGGCAUAUUGCAGAGGACACAUGAGCUGGGUUCACUGUGUGACAUUUUCACCAGACGGAUCUUUAUUUCUGACUUCAUCUGAUGACCAGACAAUACGC
Cyanistes caeruleus (blue tit) is the source of this 294-nucleotide messenger RNA. NCBI's taxonomy places the organism in Eukaryota, Metazoa, Chordata, Aves, Passeriformes, Paridae. The record is from RefSeq and is a predicted model, not a curated record.